This is a messenger RNA of Saccostrea echinata, 776 nucleotides long. RefSeq lists its product as uncharacterized. The record is from RefSeq and is a predicted model, not a curated record. The coding region runs from base 1 to 768 and encodes 255 amino acids. Lineage: Eukaryota; Metazoa; Mollusca; Bivalvia; Ostreida; Ostreidae. The transcript has 3 exons.
AUGGAUCCAACGAUAAAUUGUUGUGCAUGCCAAAAUAGAGGGCAGUGCAAAAGUUGUGUAUGCAGGAGAAGGGGCUGCACAAACUGUAGAAAUGCUAACUGCCAAUUCAGGGAAGCAGAAGGAAAUCCACAACAAUCCAGGUUUCACCCUUAUGCCAACAAUAGCAGAAGGAAUUCAAGAGGAGGAGAUGGUGUCCCUUCUCUUAAUCAAAUGCUGGAAGAUAGAGCCAGACCUGAAAAUAACAGAGACCAGGGUCAGGCAGUUAGUUUGCAGAACGCCAUUACCUCCAUGCCAGAGGCGGAGUUGCGUGCAAGAGUAUCAGUUGCGGCGACACUGCUUCCUGACGUACUGGCCCCAUACCUCUUGGAAACAAGUGGAUUUUGUUCGGGUAACUUCAGUGUUGCCUCAUGGUGUUGUUGUGGGAAGUGUACCGUUUUCCCUGACCCACGGAUGAAUAUCUGCUGUGGUCAUCCCCACUGCAUCACCACGAGGCCAGAAUUUCGCAACCUAUGUCUCAGACAUGAUGUUAUUGAGAUUGCGAACAUUCUGAACUGGAGUUUCCGAACAAAUCUUGAUCCUAGUUUCAGAGCCAGUACGUUCAGGAACCAGGCAUACCGCAAUUUUGUACUCUGGCAGCAUGGGCGGUUAGGAGCAGGAAGGCGAGUUGUAGUACCAUCCUGUGUCUGUCGUCAGAUACGACUUCGAUUUCCUGAAGUCAAUCCUGUGGACUAUAAGGGCUAUGAGUCUUUAUACUCUGAUUCAGAUUAAAAGAGAAA